Kockovaella imperatae is the source of this 2322-nucleotide messenger RNA. RefSeq names its product Mpp10 protein-domain-containing protein. The coding region runs from base 1 to 2322 and encodes 773 amino acids. Gene Ontology annotation, cellular component: small-subunit processome; Mpp10 complex; sno(s)RNA-containing ribonucleoprotein complex. Gene Ontology annotation, biological process: rRNA processing. The record is from RefSeq and is a predicted model, not a curated record. NCBI's taxonomy places the organism in Eukaryota, Fungi, Basidiomycota, Tremellomycetes, Tremellales, Cuniculitremaceae. The transcript has 6 exons.
AUGUCCGUCGCUGCUUCUGGAUCCCUGCGCGAGGAACUACCUGAGAGCUUGGAAACGCUUCAGACCGAGUUGGAGAGCAAAUAUCAUGUCUUGGCCAAGGAUGGAGAUGAAGAUUUGGCUAAAGCUGCUUUGCAGGUCGUGAAGGAUGUUUUCGAUAUGGCUCUGGAGUACGAACAGCUCUCACACCCUCAUAUCCAACCGUUCAUUGUUUCUACUCUUGAACCACCAACUAUCAGCACUCGAUCCACCGCGAAAGCAAAUGGCAAGCACAAGGCCAAUGGAACCGGAGAAGUGGAGGAGGAUGAAGCCAUCGAUCCUGAUUCUGUCCUUCCCUAUACACCUCUAUCGGGCUUAACGACUGAGGCGAUGGAUAUCGAGCAAAUUUGGGCUCAGUUGGAGCUUCGGAAUGAAGGCCUGGUACAGGUUCUGAAGCACGUUGGGCCCUUGGAGAUGGAUGACGAGGAUUCGUUGGGAGGAAGCGAAAGUAGCGACGAGGAUGAUGAUGAUGAUGAAGAGGAUGAAGAUGACCUGGAGGAUAUGACAGAGGAGGAGUUCAGGGAGAUGAUGCUGCGCGGGGACUUGGGAGACAGCGACGAGGACGACGGUUCAGACGAAGAGGAUGGUAGUGGGGAUGAUCAGGUCGACUUUUAUGACGACGGAGUGGAGGGUGACAGCGACGAGGAAGAAGAUGAUGAAGAGGAGCAAGACGAAGCAGAUGAGGAUAUGAAUGAUGAAGAUUUGGAGCUUGGAAGUGAGAGCGAUGAUGGGUUAGAUCUUGAGGGUUCAGAGGGUCUGGAGAGCAACGAGGAUGAGGAGCAAGAUGAUGAUGAUGAUGAUGGCGAGGAUGAGGACGAAGAGGACUUGGACGAAGAAGGCGAAGAUGAGCCAGAUGACCGAGCAUUACUCUUCGACGAGGACGAAGCUGGUCCAUCCCGACCGAGGACCAAGAAACGUCACCCGACGCUCGAUGACGAUUUCUUCUCCAUCGACGAUUUCAAUCGUCAGACUGAAGAAGCGGAAGCUGGGCAACUCUCGAGUGGUCGACUCGGAGGCGAUGAGGAUGAAGACGAGGAGGAACUCGACGAGGACAUCGGCGGACUGAUGAUAAAUGGUGCUAGCGAUGGCAAUAAAGACCUGAUGUAUUCGGACUUCUUUGCGCCUCCUCGUGGGGCUGCUCGUGCUAAAGGCCAGCCGUCUGCGAAAGACAAGGACCGCAAGGUGGGCAAGAAGGGCAAAGGCAAGCAGAUUGUUCGGUUCGAUGAGGUCGAGGCAUCGGAGAAUGAGGAUGCAGAGGACGAAGAGGAGGGUCGCGAAGUCAUGGGGCGUUUCAAAGGUGACCUGUUCGAUGAUGAAGAUGAGGAGGAAGAGACCGACGGCAAGGAUCUGUCCACUCAUGAGCGUCAACAACUGGCGUUGGCAAAGCAGAUCGCUCAGUUGGAGCAAGAAGCUGUUGGGCCGAAAGACUGGACUCUUCUUGGCGAAGCAACAUCUCGGGCGAGGCCCGAAAAUUCGCUGCUGGAGGAAGAUCUCGACUUUGAGCAAGUUGCAAAAGUCACUCCAGUAGUGACAGAAGAUACCGUCAAGACUUUAGAAGAGCUUAUUAAGAAGCGGAUCAUUGAUAACAACUUUGACUCUCCCGUCCGUGUACGAGCAUACGAACCGACUCCUUUCCUUCCCUCGCGAUACUUUGAGCUACAGGAUACUCAGUCAUCCAAAUCCCUCGCUCAGAUCUACGAAGAUGAGUACCAGGCCGCCGCAGCCGGCGGCAAAGCAAGGGAUCCAAGGGACGAAAAGCUUCGAGUGGAACAUGAAGCUAUUGACAAGCUCUGGGAAGAUAUCUGUUACAAGCUGGACGCGCUGAGCUCGCUCAACUUUGUUCCGAAACAGCCCAAAGCCUCUAUCACCACGCUUGACAAUCUCCCCACCACGUCGCUCGAGUCGGCCCUGCCUCCCACUUCCGCCGUGACCACUCUCCUCGCUCCGGAAGAGCUUUUCGCCGCGCCCCCCACCGCGACCAACAUUGCCAGAUCCGAGCAGACACCCGAGCAAGCGCACGCAGCUCGAAAUCGACGUCGAAAGGCUCAAAAGGGUGAGAGAAAGCGACUGGAGGAGAUGGCAGAAUUGUACGGUAAAAAGCCGGCCAGUGGAAAGAGCGGAAUCCGCGCGGAGAAGCAAAAGGCUCUCGAGGGAUUGGUCAAAACGGGCAAGGGUGUGACUGUCGUAGGAAAGGGGAGCAAAAACGCUGCUGGCGAUCGAGGUCAGAAGAGGGGAAGAGAGGAGCAGAAGGAUCGUGCGGAAGAUGGAAAGAGGUUGAAGCUGUGA